This is a messenger RNA of Bipolaris victoriae FI3, 840 nucleotides long. RefSeq lists its product as hypothetical. The coding region runs from base 1 to 840 and encodes 279 amino acids. Lineage: Eukaryota; Fungi; Ascomycota; Dothideomycetes; Pleosporales; Pleosporaceae. The transcript is spliced from 3 exons. The record is from RefSeq and is a predicted model, not a curated record.
AUGAUCGAGGCGUUCAAGGACAUGAAGCACGGCAAAAGCAGCAGUUACGACAGUUUAGCAUUGGAGCGGACAGCGAGCCAAAUAUUGCAUCGCAUGGAGGACAAGGACUCGGAGUAUGCCCUGGAAAGCACCCGGACAAGAGUACUCGCGAACGCGCGCGCGAUCUAUGGACCGAAUCGAUGUUUAGACGUGAUAAGCUUCGCUCCGACUUCCUCAAGAAGAGUUGGGGCGUGCAUCGUCGAACACAAUCCAUCCAGUAAAUCAUAUAUCCAUUGCUGUUCUGCAAAAGAGACCUCACGUCUUGCUGCUUUGGAACAUUUGCUUGUCAUCACCGAAGACUUGCUUCAACGCCUUAUGGAUGUCGAGGGCAUCACAAGCAGUGGGUGGCUUCCCGCUACUCCACAGUCACAGCAUGCAGCGAUGUAUGGCAGCGCAUGCGGCAGCACAGUAGGUGGAACGGGAAGUGGUAGCAUGGCCAGCAGUGUGCAGACAAGUCGGAGGGGAAGUACUCAACCACAAGAUAUGUUCCUUGAUUACGCGCACGGCUCACCGCAAUCUACGCAGCCACCGCAACAACUACAACAUCCACACUCAGUACCUUCCCAACUUCCCUUUGUCAAUGACUUCAAUGCACCUAGCUCGCCUCACCAUAUUCAGAAACCGAGGCUCCCCAGGGGCGGCAGCGAGACAUCAUUCCCUACCAGUACACCAAACCCAAUGGCACAGACGAUUGCCAGGACGAACAGCGAUGUCAUUCAGCAUCCCAAGCCAGUGCCCGUCGGUCAGUUGGCAGUUCCUGGGCGCGGCAGAGUGCAGUGGAAUCUAGGUUCCGAAGGCUAA